This is a messenger RNA of Laetiporus sulphureus 93-53, 1038 nucleotides long. RefSeq names its product terpenoid synthase. The transcript is spliced from 4 exons. Gene Ontology annotation, molecular function: carbon-oxygen lyase activity, acting on phosphates. The coding region runs from base 51 to 1031 and encodes 326 amino acids. The record is from RefSeq and is a predicted model, not a curated record. NCBI's taxonomy places the organism in Eukaryota, Fungi, Basidiomycota, Agaricomycetes, Polyporales, Laetiporaceae.
GUGUCUUCAAGCUCGUAACCGUGACAUCUGUGCUGCAUUCUCUCUCCCAUAUGUCGCUUCACGUUCUCUCUCAGAUGGUGGACAUCAGUGGAGACCUCACCGUCAACAAAGAGGAUCUUAUCAAUGUCUCGAAGUCGUCGAUAGGCCGACUGUUACAAAAGUUCCAUGUCACGCCUGCAAAGAUCCCCCAGGACUUCGAGCUUGAGUCCAAAGCCAGAACUGUGACCGACGAAUGGACCUUCGGCAUUCGCCCUCAAAUCAGGACCGGUGUCAACUUUGCCACGGUAGCCUUUGCGCACAUCACAGACAUCGAAACAAAGGUCGCCGUUGCACUAUACUGUGCACUGAUCGCUGGCAUGGACGAUCCUGCCAGGCUCAGUGCUAAUGCGGUGAUCUCUAGCGAACCCUUCCGCAAGCUGUGCAGCGGUUCCGCUCGUUACGAUCCGGGAAUACCGGGAGCGUUGUUCAAGUUGCUCGUCAAGACUCAUGAACUAUUCCCUCCUUUUGCUGCCAACACCAUUUACAUUUCAGUGUUGCAGUUCCUCAAUGGCGCAAUGCUGGAGAACGAAUAUGACAGUGGAGGCUUUGAUCUUACCAAAUCGGCGCUGCGGUUUGUCGAGUACCAGCGAUAUCUUACUGGGAUUUCCGAUGGAUUUGCAUGUUUUAUUUGGGAAGGGGCGAAGUUUCCAGAUGAGCGAGUUUACGCAAGCGCCAUACCUGAUGCCGGUAUCUUCAUGAACUACGUGAACGACGUAUUUUCGUUCUAUAAAGAAGAAUUAGCGGGGGAGACGACGACAUACAUCCACAAUCGCGCUCUCGUGAGUGGAAAGGCACUCCCCGAGACGCUCCACGACGUCAUCGACGAUGCCUUCGCUGCAGCGGAACGCGUUCGUAAUGUUCUCAGCGGCGAAGCACGGGAGGUGUGGGACAGCUUUGAGAAGGGGUUCAUUGUGUUCCAUAUCGGUGACCGACGAUACCGCCUGCAAGAGGUGCUUGGGACGGAAUAUUUCCUCGACCGUGCAGAGUGGUAGACCGAGC